AUGAUGUCCUGUUUUCACGAUCUCCAUCACACAACGGACGCAAGCUCUGCAACGAUGCAUCGGGGUCGCAGAGUGGUGCACCGAGGACUUAUUUGCACAAUUCUACAAUCGCAGCUCAAAAGCAAUCGCCCUACAGUUUCUGGUCUCUUCUCUCGUGAUGAAAUGGACGAACUGCUCUCCAACCUGGUUUCUACCAUGAAAAAAGAGUUUCCAAAGCGUCCUCCAGAAAAUGAGCUGCUCCUCGACUACUUUAUGCAACGUGUCCGCAAGAACCUGCAUAUUGUGCUCUGUUUUUCACCAGUUGGUGAGAAGUUCCGUCAACGGGCGCUCUACUUUCCGGGCCUAAUCUCCGGCUGCACCAUAGAUUGGUAUCAUCGUUGGCCGCAGGAUGCACUGCAUGCUGUUGCUCAGAGUUAUUUGGGUGAAUUCGACAUCACCUGUACCACAGCCAUGAAGGGCGCUCUGAUACAGAUGAUGGCUUCCGUCCACGAUGACGUGGCGGCCAAGUGUCAGGCCUACUUUGUCCGAUACCGUCGCACAACACAUGUGACGCCAAAAUCGUACAUUUGUUUCCUUACGGCCUACAAAAAGAUAUAUCAAGAACAGGUGAGCUAG
This is a messenger RNA of Protopolystoma xenopodis, 615 nucleotides long. The record is from the annotation of a GenBank genome assembly. NCBI's taxonomy places the organism in Eukaryota, Metazoa, Platyhelminthes, Monogenea, Polystomatidea, Polystomatidae.